GCUUAGGGCGUAGCCGGGUAUAGGUUCCAUGUCAAGUUAAAAGAGCGCGGGUGCCCUGCCCGCGCGGGCUGCGCCGUUGCCUCGGAUGGCAGCGUAGAAUAUGCGGAGUCAUGCGUGCGCGCUCGGACACCAACCCACUGGACUGCGUUCAGACGGACGUCCCGCUUGGCGGAGGCCUGCUCUUGCGGGUGCUACCAAAGCAUUACAAGGAUGCGCCGGCUCAAAACCUGUAUGCUUCGGCGGCGAAUCUGCUCAAGGGGGCUUACAAGCGGCAUGGGAAGGUGGUUGCCGCCUACGUCUACUCACGGCCCUCGGAUGACGGCACCGUGAAACCCGGAGUUGCGGACCCGGUGCGGACGGUGCUGCUGCUGAGCAAGGAUUUGGAGCUGCAGGCAUGCGCAUGUGUCGCUGCGCUGAAAGUGGAAGGGCGGUUGAUGGUGAUUGUCCAUGCGUCCACCAGCCCCAAGUUCGUGCGCGUGCUGCUGCUGGCGCUGGGCCGGGUCGCAGCGGAGGCGGCAAGCCAGCCGUACCUCCUGGCGGUGGCUCAGGAGAACGAGGGCGACUUCCUGGCGCCGCUGGGCUUCAAGCACCCGCGCCUACAGGCCCCCCUGAAGUUGGUCUACACGGACCUUGCCGCUGCCACCAGUAAGGCGGAUGCAUACCUGGGCAGCGGCGCGCGCGUGUGGGCGCUGGAUUGCAAGGAUUUGGCCCCGCUGCUUGAGCAGCACAUCGCCGCAUUGCUGGCGCCCCCCGGUGCCUCCCCGACCGCCACGACGACAACCACUGCUGCCGCCGCCUUCGCCGCCGCCGCCGCCGCCGCCGCUGCCACUACACCCAAUCAUGCAUCGGCGGCGGGCACAGCAGCAGCAGGCAGCCGUGGUGAUUUUGGGAGCAGUGGCGGCACGCCAGGAUCCAAGGGGUUUUCGGCAGUUGUGAGCGCGCAGCAGCAUGGCUGCUGCACAAACGGUGGCGGCGGUGGCAAGCACCCGGGCAGCGGGGGCAACACGGCCGCCGCCGCAGGCAAGAGGCAGAGCAAGGCAGCUGCGGCGCCUGGCAACGCCGCCGCGACUGCUGGCCGUCACCACAAGAAGCAGAGCAGUGGUGCUGGCGGCAAGCGUGCAGGUGGUAAGGCGGCGCAUGCGGCGGCCCCCGACACAAGCAGCAGCAAUACCAGCAGUAACACAAGCGAGAGUGGCGGUGGCGCGAGCGGUAGCGGCAGCAGCAGCUCUGAUGGCAGCGACAACAGCAACAGCAGCAGCCCUGGCGGCGACAGCGGCUGCAGCAGUAGCGAGGGGGCAAGCGAGUCCGAGGAGGGUGAGGCAGAGGAGGAGGAGGCGGAGGGAGAUGGCAGGCACGGCGGCGGCGAUGCGAGGCGCCGGGUAAAAGUGGAGGAAGGUAGCAGCAGCCGCAGUAGUGGAAGCAGCGGCAGCAGCGAUGGUGCCGCAAGUGACGGCGAGAAUGCCGGCGGAAGUGCCGGCGGCGAGAUUGGCGGUAGGGGUGGCCGUGCUCACGGCAACCGGCAACCGGCCGAGGCUGCUGCUGCUGCUACUGCCGCCGCUGCCGGCAGCAGCGGGAAGCCGCCGUGCAAACAGCAGGGCAGGAGCCUCUUGCAGCAGCUGGAGAAGAAAAGGCCACAUGCAGCUGGCGCGGCAGCGGCGGCGGCGAACGUCAUGCGGCGCAAUGCCGAGUUCAUGAAGAGAAUGUUGUCUUGUGUAGAAGGCGGCGGUAUUUGUGCCGCCAGUCCGUUAGGGGAGGUCAGCGGACGGGCGCCCAAGCGGGCGCGCUGUGCGCCCGCCACCGAUGUGCUUCACGGCGGGAGCGGUGCCGACGACGCCAGCGGCGCUGCGGCGGCGGCGGCGGCGGAUGGCGCAGCAGGGCAGGCCAGCAGGCGCAAACCAGCUGGUGCUGCUGUUGCCGUGAAGACUGAGACCGGCGCCACUGCAGAUGCGGCCACGCAGGCGGGGGGUGCAGGGCCAGACGGCGGGGCGGGGGCGGACGGGUCGGCGGGGGCGCGGGAGCCGUGUGCGCCCAGUGGGCACAGGCGGGCUCACGCGCUGGUGCCGCAGCUGUGCCAGACGACGUCUCAAGCCAGGUGGCGCAGGCUCGCUGCUGCCACCACCGCCGCCUGGACAGCAGCAGGGCCGGCGGCGGCGGCAGCGGCGGCGGCGGCGCGGCCGCAGUCGCUGGCGGCGCCUGAGCGGCCGCCGCCGGGCUCACUGGCGUGCAGGCUGAUUGCGGGCCUGGCGCUGUUUGGCCUCAACCCGCAGCCGCUGCCGGCCGUUGCUGCGGCCGCGGGCCGGACAGCGGCGCGGGCACGGGCGGCGGCGGCAGCCCCGACGUCGGCGGCGGCGGCGGCGGCGGCGGCGGCGGUUGGCCCUGGAGGAAGCAGUGGCGUGAGCAAUGGAGGCAAGGCGGGGCCGGCUGGGCCGGAAGCGGCCGGGCGCGGCGGUGGUGAUCAGGGUGCGGCGGCAGGCGCUGUGGGGGCGGCUGCUGUUGCGCCCAUGGAGCUUGAUGUGCCGCCGGCUGCUGCACGUGACGGGCGGCCUGCAGCGGAAGGCGCUGCGGACCAUAGUGCUGCUGCUGCGCCCGCCGCCGCCACUUCCGCAGCGGGCGGUGUGGAGCCGGGAGGAGCGCCAGCUGCUGGGGCCUCGAAUCCUGCUGCUGCUGCUGGGCCAUCCGCGGCAACCGUGGCACAAGAAGAACCGAGGGGGCGGGGGCCCUCACCAGCGCAACCUGGGUCCGCAGCAGCACCACCGCUACCCCAGGAGCAGGCACCAGUGGAUGCACCCAAUGCACCACCGCUGGAGCGGUCGGCAGAGGCAAGACACGGGCCAGCUGUGGCGGCGGCGGCGGCGGCCUCGGUCAUCACAGGAACCGCGGCCUCCGGCUGCUCCGCGGUGCGGCGGCUGGCGGGGCGUGUGUCGGUGCUGGUAGUGGAUCUGCUGCGGAGCCUGGACUCGCUUGACGAGCAGGGAGCGGAGCAGGUGCUAGCGAUGCUUCCCUCGAGCCCGCAACUCCACGCAGCUGCCCCGGGGCGCGAAGCCGCACACCUGGGGGACCCUACCCAAGUGCCACCCGCCGGUGCUGCGGGGGCGCCGGCGGCGAAGGUGGCGGCAGUACCUCUCGGCGCAACGCCAGCAGCAGUAGCACGUGCGCCAACCGUGGGCGCCAACCACGGUACUGUGAAUGGAGCUCCUGCUUCUUUCUCGCAGCUGCCACCACCACUGUCGCAGCCAUCGCCAGCACAGCCACCAGCUGCCGCCGCCGCUGCCCCUGCCGCUGCUGCCGCUGCUGCCGCUGCUCCUUCCGGAAUCCCAGCACCCACCUCCCAGGCAACCCGUCAGGGCAGCGGCAGCGCCUUGUUGCGAAGAGCAGCCGGCGCCGCCUCCUCCUUCCUCCUACGGCAGCCGCCGCCCCCGCAUUCCCACCCGCCUUUUCUUCCGCGGCGCCUGCCACCACCGCAAGCGCCACCGCGCCGCCUGCUGGUGCCUUCAUCGGCAGGCAUCGCCGCGACGAUGCUGCGAAUGGCGGCGGCGGCCAAGCGCGCCUCAGAACACGCACAGCGCACCCGCGAAGCCAGGGCGGCCGCUGCUGCUGCAGCUGCUGCUGCUGCAGCUAAAGCCGCCGCCUCUGCCGAAGCCGCAGCUGCAGCUGGUGCCGCUGCUGCUGGUGCCAUCAAGCUCACUCGUGGGCCUGGUCUGCGCCGGCCCAGUACCGCACCAGGGCCCGCCUCCGCCCCGACCUCGCCACAGGCUUUGGCCGGGUCCCCGAUCGCAGUGAAGCGGCAACAGGCGGCGGAACUGGCGCGGAGGGCAGCAGCAGGGCCGGCAGCGGCGCUCGCGGCAGCAUCGUUGCUACUGCCGGCGGGCGCGCGACGCGGCCGUGCCGCGGCGGCGGCCGCGGGCCAGACCUGGCGGACAGCAUUGAACAUUGGGGGGCUUGCUACGAAGAAGCCGGGUCCGAAGCCGCGCCUUGAGGACCCGCAGCCCCAGUGCCCGCAGGCUCGCCAGCAGCGGCUGAGGCUGCGGGCAGUGCGGGCGGGAGGGAGCGGGAGGGUGUCGGAGGAGGAGGCGGGUGGCGAUGGCGAUGGUGACGGCGACGGCGCAGUAGAGCGGCGGCGGCUGGACGGCGCGCUCUCCACAGCGGCGCAGGGCGCGGCACGCGGCCGGCAGCGAAAGCUGCUCGCCAGCCAGAUCGCGCAAGUGCGCGCGCGGCAGCAGCAACAGCAGCAGCAACAGCAGCAACAGCAGCAACACACCCUUUCGUCACGAGCAAGCCUCGCUUACGAUGCGCCAGAGCAAGGUGGGCAGGGGCGGUAUCCCAACGCCGCGGCCGGCGGCGCGCCCGGGGCCGCGGCCGCAGCUGCAGGCCAUCAUCCGCUGCAGGACGGACCCGACCUCCCGCCGCGUUCGCGCCUAUCGCCCUCGCCGGCGGCUCCGCCUGUCGGCCCCGCCACGGCACCAGUGCCUCCGCCCUUCGCCGCCCGCGCUUCCGCGCACACCGCAAGCGCCGCCUUGGGCCUCGCCAAGCAAGCCCUUGGCGUCGCCGCCACCACCACAACCACCACAGCAACCGACGCCGCCCUGCAAGCUGGUCUUGCGGCCGCGGACAAGGAGGCGGGUCGCGGCAAGGCGCCGCUGCGUUUGGCGGCUGCGGACAUGCCGGCUGAGCCCCUGCCCUUGGGGAUGUACGGUGACACGCACUUGGCUCCACCGGCAGGGGCGGCGGUGGGCGAGGCGGAGUGGAGGGCGAUGGCGGACGCCGCCGUGGCAUGGCUACGGGAGCAGCGGUCGGGCGUGUGGGUGUCUAUCGAUGCGCUGAUCGACGGCGUAUCGCAGCGCUUCGCCCUCUCAAUGGCAGGAAUGCCGGCAGCGUCCUCGGCAGCCGCCGCGGAUGCCACGAAUGCAUUUCACUCGGAGAUUGCCGGGGGCACAGCCAAGGCCGCGGCGUCGGGUUUGGCGCCAGAGGGGGCGGCAAGGGCACAGGCGGCGGCAAGCAAGAAGGAGAGCGCACGCAGUGGCGGCUGCGAGGCCCCUGCUAGUGCUCCGUGCAGCUCGACUGCUCACACCAACACAGCCGCCGAAGCGGCUGCCACGGCGGUCACUGCUGGAGCCAGCGCUCGCGGUGCGGAGGCGAGUGGCGGCGGCGUGGUCUCGCAGCCCGAUGCCGCCGUUGCAGCGGCAGUAACAGCUGCAGUAACAGCAGCAGACGCAGGUGCAGGUCCAGGUGCAGGUAGUACUGCGACCACUGCUGCCGUUGCUGCCUCUGACACCACCGCUGGCGCCGCAGCCGAUCCAACUGCCGCCGCGCCUGCCGCGCCUGCCGUGCCUGCCGCCGCUAACGGCGACGCCGGCGCGGCGCCCAGCCCCUUCACCCGGCAGCUGUGGAAGGCGCUGUUGGAGCAGCUGGCGAACAGCAAGACGCAGAACGGGCUAGUGGUCCAGAGGGUGACACUUGAGAAGCACAACUGUGCCCAGUACUUCAGGAUUCGCCCGCCGGACCCGUCCACGGCUGCGGAGGCAGCCAACAAUUCAGCCCACGCCGCCGCCAUCACGCGGAUCCGCCUGUCUGGGGCGGCCGCGGCCGCUGCCUCCAAAGUGGCAGCGGCGCACGCAGCUGCUAGCAACGCGGCGGCGAAGGGCGCAGUCGGCGGCAGGCCCGGCCGGGGCACGUCACAGCAGCUCCCGCCGGUUGGCUCUCCACCGCUGAACCACCUCCAGCCGCCCCCAGGCUUUUCAGGCUUCUCCUGGGCCGUCCCCGGCCCCUCGCCAGACAGCCUCGACGACCCUUUUGUCGGCCCGCCGCCCAAGCGGUUCGCUGGCGGCGCUACCCGCGCCCGCGCCGGCGGCGGCGCCGCGCGGGCCGGCUUGGUGCCGCCCCUUCCGGGCGCCAAGGCGGCAGGGCCUGGCGCGGCGCGGGCGCCAGGACCGUCCAGGCCGCCCGCGUCUCAGCUGCUGCAGGCACAGCUGCAGCACGCGGGCGCGCGGCGAGGGCCUGGCGGCGCAGGCGCCGCCGCCGCCGCCGCCACCGCGGCGGCGAAUGCCGCGGCGGCGGCGGCGGCCCUGCGCGACGCCGGGGAGGACGUGUUGAUCUCGGGGCCGAGCCGUGGGGCCCUGUCGCUGUUCCCGGGACCGCCGGACAGGCUCCCCAGCGGGGGCGUCACGAUGGCGGGGGGCAGCUCCUCCUCCGCGGCGGCGGCGGCGUGGCGGCCGUACGGCACGCCGCCGCUGGCCUUUGCCAACGGUGAGGACGGUCUGGAAGGACUCUUGGGACCCGCAAGGCUGCCGGCAUCCUGGCAUGGUGCUGCUGGCGGCGGCGGCGGCGGCGGCGGCGGCGCCACCGCCGAUGGCAACGCGUCGGAGCUGCUGCACUACGGCGGCACUGGCGCCGGCUCCGGGGCCCUCCGACAGCACCCGCCUCUAGAUGACUUCUCGUUGCUGGCCCCGAUUUUCCUGCUCUCGCCGCGUGUCGACGCCGCCGGCCUGCUGCCCGCGCAGCUGUUAAUUGGGGGCGAGGAUGCAGCGCUCAGCCCGCUGGGCUUCGUGACCGGCGGCGGCGGCCGCGGCGCGGGCAGUGGCGGUAACGCCGGAAACGGCGGAAAUGUCGGAAACGGCGGAAACGGCAACGGAGCUGACAAUGCGGCUUUGCGGGACGCCCUGACAGCGAUGGGCUUGAGUCAUGAUGCUCUGGCUGUGGGUGGGCUGGGGCACGGGCCGCUUCGGACCACGUAUGGCGCGCUGGCGGCCGGAUACCUGCCGCCGCACCUCCUGGGUAUGCCUGCCAGCGGCGGCGGUGGCGUCAGCGGGGCUGCGGAUGCCGCCGGCGCGGCGGGCGGCGGCGCGGGCGGCGGCGGUGGCGGCGGGCGCGGUGGCGGCCGGGCACGUUUGGAGCUGGCGGAGGUGGCUAGGUCGGUGGCGGCCCGGGUGGCGGCGCCGCCGGGCGGGCCGGCGCUGCUGACGGCUGAGCCCAUGGCUAUGGACCUCAACAAUGGCUACUACUACAGGGCCAAGGUGCUGGAGGCUGCGGGCGAGCAGGUUCAUCUGGAGUUUGUGGGCUUUGACGAGCCCAGCUUCUGGCGCAGCCUGACCGACGCAACCAUCUGGUGGGGUCCGAGCGAGGGCGAGGUGGCAGCCCACCUGCCGCCGCACCUGCAGCGGUACCGCAUCAACUGGAAAUGCGUCAACCGGACAGACGGCUCGUGGGUGCCCAAGCCCUGGUGCAAGCCGUUCAGUUUGCUUGGGCUGUCGGAGGUGGCCGAGGCCCUACUGGAUUCUGACAAGCCUGCAGCCGCCCGUCAGAGCGGCGGCGGAGGCGGAGGCAGCAGCGGAGCCAACGGCGGUGGCGGCAAAAGCCGCAAGCGAUCGCGGUCCAACAGCGCCUCACCACCGCCACCCCGCGCCGCCCUGGCCGCACCUGGCCUAGCCGACAGCGCGGCACCGGGCGGGUGCAAGGCCGGCGGCGGCACGGCCGGCGACCGCAACCGCGCCGGCGGCAGCGCGGCCGCCGCGGCCGAGUUUGAGCAUAUGAAGCGGCGCCUGCGGGAGCUGCUGCCGGCGGAGUCGCAGCUGCACGACGGCGGGCUGGGCGGCGCCGGCCUCGGCGUGGGUGGCCUGGAUCUAGAUUUGGAUCUGGCAAUGGGCAUGGGCAUGGGGGUUGCUGGGCUGCACGGUCUGGCCUCGUCGUUCAACAGCUCAGGUCUGGCGCUACCUGGCACCGCGCAGCGCCAGCAGCCCACCAACCCGGUGAGGGCCGCCGUCGCCGCCGCCGCCGCCGGCAGCAACAGCAGCAAGAGCAGCUGCCAGCUCGCCACGCAGCUCUGUGCAGUGGUGCCGAGCGGCGCGGCGGGGGCAAGCAUGUCCGCCGCUGAGCCGGCGGGUGGAGAGGGCAGCGGCGCGGCCCUUGCCGCCGCGCCGAGCGAAGCAUUAGCCGCCGCCGCAGCCUUGUCCGAGGUGGUGGCGAGGCCGGUCUCAUAGGAUGCGGCGGGCGCGUAGGCCGCCAGGGCAGGCGGCGGGCCGCUGCCGUCCCCGUGAUUGGAGCUACCGGGAUGAUGUACGGAAGUGGCACCAGCGGCGGACCUGAACCCUUGAUUUUGAGGCCUGGCAGUUAGGCACGGCGUUGCUGUCAACCCCGUCCCUGUCGUGCGUGCAGGUUGGGUGCAGAGCUUUUGCAGGAGUGGCAGUGAACGAACGAGAUGAGGACACGACUUUGCGCAGAGUGCCGUGUUACUACGAUAGUAAUAGUCGGAUAAGAAGUGAGGUAGGGAAGGCGAUGCGGCCCAGUGGCACUGCUGCCGAAUUCGGGGUGGGUGCGUGUGAUGGGGGGGCGAUUGUGUGGGUCGAGCGCCCUCGGACCUAGGGCGCAGAUAGAACUCUGCGUGUCAAGCUUCAGGACUGACUGGAUGGCGGCGGCGUGCGUGCGUGGGCCGGCGCAGCUUGGUGAUGCAGUGCUGGUGCUCGGCCGCAGUGCGCAGCGGCCCGGGGCAGCAGGGCACGAAGCCAAGGAUGGCGCUUUUACCCCAGGAGGGGCGGGAGCCCGUGAAACGGGCCCCGCGGGGGGAUGGCUGGACAAGGCAUGUACUCAUUGUAGUGCCGAAAGUCCGG
Messenger RNA from Chlamydomonas reinhardtii, 8600 nucleotides. RefSeq lists its product as uncharacterized. The coding region runs from base 111 to 7973 and encodes 2620 amino acids. The record is from RefSeq and is a predicted model, not a curated record. Lineage: Eukaryota; Viridiplantae; Chlorophyta; Chlorophyceae; Chlamydomonadales; Chlamydomonadaceae. The transcript has 12 exons.